AUGAGCUCUAUAUCUCCACUCGGUUUUGACACAUUGUUCAGGAUCACCUGCAAUUCUUUUGCUCAUAUACUUGGAAAUUUUGAAAAUGCUUCUCUUAUGGAGCUUUUUGGAUUUCGAUGCGGAGAUAUUCUUCAUAGUCUUCCCAGAGGGUCGUCCAUCACAGAGGGAAGGCAACCAUCUGAUUCAUUAACUGUUGUAGAGGAAGGUGCCGUGGAGAAAUUGAUGAUACGGCGUAGCUUACUUUUGGGCGAGGAGGGUUGGAGCAGGCUGUCAUAUUAUAGAAAUUUUCUUGGUAACAACUCUGAACCAUGGCAAGAACGGGCAAGGAGCCAGAGGCCCUCCAGAACUUGGUUGCGAACAAUGAAGAGAAGUUGCAGGGCGGGGUUCUGCUCACAAAUUCGCCAUCUGUCUGAUAUAGAGAGGGAAACCAGCAUUACCAUCAAUAGAUGUGUUGAUUUGGGGAAAACAGCUCUUUACAUUGCAGCAGAAGAUGACUCCCUUGUGUCACAUUCUUCAGUUCCGCUUCCGGCGGAUGCUUUUAUUAGUAGGUUUGGUGAUCUUUCCAUGGACUAUUGUUCUCACCACAACUCUUCAUUUAGAUCCUCGCCUGAGAAAUUGUUGGAGAGUUUGGAAAACUAUUUGUACGUAAAUAAGCUUGGUAGGGAAACUGCCGAACUUAUAAUGCUGAAGGAAUGUGGGUUUCGAAGGACGAUUGCAAGGUAUCACUCUGAAUCACGAGCUCUAUAUCUCCACUCAGUUUUGACACAUCGUUCAGGAUCACCUGCAAUGCUUUCACUCAUAUACUCAGAAAUUUUGAAAAUGCUUCGCCUAUGGGGUUUUUUGGAUUUCGAUGUGGAGAUAUUCUUUCCUCAUGAUCUUCAUGGUCUUCCCCGAGGUUAUCAUAAACAGAAAAGCAAGGAAUCUGAUAAUGUGCACAUAAUGACUUCGCAAGCCCUUUUAGUGGAGAUUUUAAGAAAUUCGAAGGACGCAUUCUGGCCGUUUCAGCAUUAUCAACCAGGGAAUUUGUUCUUGAGGGCAGCACGUGCUGCUAACUUUAUCGAUAGAUCAAACAUAAAUGAAGACAGUGGCUUUCAGCUUGCAUCUGCGAAGGCUGCUCAACAUAGACUAGAUCGUGGUGUUUGGACUAGUGUACAUUUUGGGGAUAUGAGGCGUGCCCUAUCUGCUUGUGAACGUCUUAUUCUCCUAGAAGCUGAUCCGAAGGAAUUAAGAGAUUACAGCAUUCUUCUCUACCAUUGUGGAUUUUACGAGGAAUCACUUGAAUAUCUAAAGUUAUAUCAGGACAAAAAGGGUCGUCCACUACGGAGGCGACCGUCUGAUUCGUUAACCGUUUUGGAGGAAGAUGCCGCAGAGAAAUUGAUGAUACGCCUUAACCUAAUUCUGAUGGAGGAUGGUUGGAGCAGGCCGUCGUAUAUUAGAAACUUUCUUGGUAACAACUCUGAACCAUGGUAGUCUUCGCAUAUAUUAUUGCAGAUAGCAGUACAAACCCAAAUCAAUAGGAGGUUCAUGUAAACCGGCAAAGCGGCAUCCUGGAAAAGUUUUGCCAGAUAUGCGGUGUUUUCUAUCCGUAUAUAACAAGAUGAACAAAACCGGAGAUACGAGUCCUGCCACAUUCUGCAUUUUCCUAUAUGGUGCCAGUUUUUUAUGUAGUAAUUGUGUUGAACAGAUCCUCAGUAAAUUUGAACGCCGGAAUAUUGGAAGAAUGAACCGGCAAAAUGUACGACAGCGGAGGUAGUAGGGGUCUAUUAUCUCUGCUUGUGAUACUCUUAUGUAAAUUGAUGUAUAUAACAAGUUGUUACUUCAUUUGUGAUUUGAGUAAUGACAAAAUUAUGUGGAAUCAUAUAUC
Molecule: messenger RNA, 1864 nt
Organism: Pyrus x bretschneideri (Chinese white pear)
Lineage: Eukaryota; Viridiplantae; Streptophyta; Magnoliopsida; Rosales; Rosaceae
Exons: 12
Coding region: 1-1470 (489 amino acids)
Source: RefSeq, a predicted model, not a curated record